AUGACCAGCGUGCGCCUUGCUUAUGUCUUCGUGGUGAUUUUCGCCGCCAUUAUCCACUCCAGUGACGUUGCAGUCUCUGCAAUGGAGAUUUCGGACACGGCCUUAACGGAGAAUGCGGAUGCCGGUCGUGAUUAUGUUCUGCAACGUCUGCGUGGUACUGAGAAAGAAGAGUUCGCCAACGAAGAAAGGAAUUUACCAGUAAUGAGUGGCUAUGUGGGAGAGGCCGAAAAGAUUAAGGGUUUUUUAUCCAUGAAUACCUUCACUAGUUUGCAGGAGAAGAUGGCAAAAAUUGGACAAGCGGAGACAAAAUCGGCGAACACCAUUAAAAAUCCGGGCGUGGUGGCAAAAUUUUUUCAGUGGCUGAUGCGUAAUCCCAAAGACCCGAGGACGAAGAGCUUUAUUCAAUUGCUUCGAAGAUUUUUCUUAAAAAAAUCGAAAACAACUGGCGAAGAGAAGAAAUUUUCUUCUAGUCUGCGAAAGGACGCUGGUACUGGCGUAGAGACGAAUGCUCCCGUUGAUGUGCCAGCUGGCAUUGGCAAAGAGACGAAUGCUCCCGUUGAUGUGCCAGCUGGCAUUGGCAAAGAGACGAAUGCUCCCGUUGAUGUGCCAGCUGGCAUUGGCAAAGAGACGAAUGCUCCCGUUGAUGUGCCAGCUGGCCUUGGCAAAAAGAAAACAGUUACUUGGACAGAAAAUAAGAUUCUCGGGCCAUCUCGAAAGUGA
Peronospora farinosa is the source of this 720-nucleotide messenger RNA. The record is from the annotation of a GenBank genome assembly. Lineage: Eukaryota; Oomycota; Peronosporomycetes; Peronosporales; Peronosporaceae.